Molecule: messenger RNA, 3147 nt
Organism: Pyricularia pennisetigena
Lineage: Eukaryota; Fungi; Ascomycota; Sordariomycetes; Magnaporthales; Pyriculariaceae
Exons: 4
Coding region: 1-3147 (1048 amino acids)
Biological process (GO): endocytosis; actin filament organization; clathrin coat assembly
Cellular component (GO): actin cortical patch; clathrin-coated vesicle
Molecular function (GO): phosphatidylinositol-3,4-bisphosphate binding; clathrin light chain binding; phosphatidylinositol-3,5-bisphosphate binding
Source: RefSeq, a predicted model, not a curated record
AUGGCAACCAUUCGCAGUCUCGAUCAUGCAAAGUCCGAGACUGAGCUCUCGAUCAAUGUCAAAAAGGCCACCAGCACCGACGAAACGGCACCCAAGCGGAAACAUGUACGGAGCUGCAUCGUCUUCACAUGGGACCACAAGUCCUCCCAGUCCUUCUGGGGCGCCAUGAAGGUCCAGCCCAUCCUUGCCGACGAGGUCCAGACCUUCAAGGCCCUCAUUACCAUACACAAGGUCCUUCAGGAGGGCCAUCCAUCCACCCUUCGAGAGGCUAUGGCGAACCGGUCAUGGAUCGACAGUUUGAGUCGCGGUAUGGCUGGCGAGGGUGUGCGCGGAUAUGGUCCUUUGAUCCAGGAAUACGUCAGCUUCCUGCUGUCCAAGCUGUCCUUCCACCAACAACAUCCAGAAUUCAACGGCACCUUUGAGUACGAGGAGUAUGUGAGCUUGAAGGUGAUCAACGACCCCAACGAGGGAUACGAGACCAUCACCGACCUCAUGACUCUACAGGACAGGAUCGAUCAAUUCCAGAAGCUCAUCUUCUCGCACUUCCGCAAUGUUGGCAACAAUGAGUGUAGGAUAUCGGCGCUGGUGCCGUUGGUUCAGGAGAGUUACGGAAUCUACAAGUUUAUCACGAGCAUGCUCCGAGCCAUGCAUUCUACCACCGGCGAUGAUGAGGCCCUCGAGCCGCUCCGGGAGAGGUAUAACGCACAACACUAUCGUUUGGUUAAGUUCUACUACGAGUGUUCGAAUCUGCGUUACUUGACGAGCUUGAUCAACAUCCCCAAGCUUCCUCAAGACCCUCCAAACCUUCUCGCCGAAGAUGAAAACUCUCCGGCACUUCCGGCAAGGCCAAAACAGGAGAUUGAGCGACAGCCGACCCCUCCGCCUCAACCAAAGAACGAAGAGCCUGGCGUGAUUAAUGAUUUCUGGAGCAACCAGCUUGAGGAGCAAAACAGAGAGUAUGAGGCACAGCAGAGAGCGCUUGAGGAAAGACAGCGUCAGCAGAUGCUGGCCCAGGAGCAAGCUCAGAUGCUUGCGCAGCAGCAAUUUGAACAACAGCAGAGGGCUUUGGCAGAGCAGCAACAGAGAGAACACCAAGCGCUUUUGGAACAGCAAGCGCGCAUGGCCACCCAAGGACGUCUCGCUGAGCUUGAACAGGAGAACCUGCGUGCCAGGGCUCAGUAUGAGCAGGAUCAGCUCAUGCUGCAGCAAUACGACCAGCGAGUGAAAGCCUUGGAGGGAGAGCUGCAGCACAUCCAAAGCAGCUUGGGCCAGCAGAUGAACAGCAAAGACGACCAGAUUCGUGCACUGCAGGAGCAGCUCAACACGUGGCGCUCAAAAUAUGAGGCUCUGGCAAAACUUUACUCACAGCUGCGUCACGAACACUUGGAUCUGUUACAAAAGUUCAAGUCGGUCCAGCUCAAGGCCGCAUCUGCUCAGGAGGCUAUUGAGAAGAGGGAGAAGCUGGAGCGCGAAAUUAAGACCAAGAACUUGGAACUUGCGGAUAUGAUUCGGGAGAGGGACCGAGCUCUACACGAGAAAGACAGGCUUUCGGGCUCUAAUAAGGACGAGGUUGAGAAACUGAAGCGUGAGCUCCGCAUGGCGAACGAUCGGGCGGAUAACCUUGAGCGCAGCAAGGGCAACGAGCUAUCGACUAUGCUGUCCAAGUACAACCGUGAGAUGGCCGAUCUCGAGGAGGCACUGCGCAACAAGACCCGGGCUCUCGAGGAGGCCCAGGAUAAGCUGCGCGAUGGCGGCUCUGACCUUGAGCAGCUGCUCCGCGAGAAGGAGGAGGAGCUGGAGGUCUACAAGGCAGGCAUGGACCAGACUUUGAUUGAGCUCAACGAUUUGAGGCAAAACCAGGGCGAGACGGACCAUGCGCUCGACGGUCAGAUUGAUGCUUUGAUCAUGUCGAAUUUGGACAAGAUCAACGAUAUCAUUGACUCGGUGCUGCAGGCUGGCGUUCAGCGUGUGGACGAUGCUGUGUAUGAGCUCGACUCGACUAUGCAAGCCGGUAACCAGAACGCAUCACCGACAUACGUCCUAUCCACGAUCGAGAAGGCCUCUUCAAGCGCGAUGGAGUUUGCCACAGCGUUUAAUAACUUUAUCGCCGACGGACCCAACAGCACCCAUUCGGAGCUAAUCAAGUCGGUCAACAUCUUUGCCAGCGCCCUUGCAGAUGUUUGCAACAACACCAAGGGUAUAACGCGCCUGGCGACCGACGACAGGAAGACUGAUUCUCUGAUGAAUGGUGCACGCCAGUCUGCCCUCUCGACGGUCAAGUUCCUUCGUGGCUUGCAGAGCUUCCGGCUCGAGGGCAUGGACCCGAUCCAGAAGACGGAUGUGGUUAUCAACAGCAACAAUGAUGUUCAGAUGAACCUCCAGAAAUUGUCCAAGCUGGUUGAGACUUUUGCGCCCGGCUUCGGCAAGCUCAAGGGAGAUCUUGGUGAGAUUGUUGAUAAUGAGCUGAGCAAGGCGGCCGAUGCGAUUGCUGCCGCCGCCGCCAGAUUGGCCAAGCUGAAGAACAAGCCGAGGGAUGGAUACAGCACCUACGAGCUCAAGGUUAAUGAUUCGAUUUUGGAUGCAGCCAUGGCCAUCACAAAUGCCAUUGCACAGCUUAUCAAGGCGGCGACGGCGACGCAGCAGGAGAUUGUGCAGGCUGGGCGUGGCACUUCAAGUCGGACGGCCUUCUACAAGAAGAACAACCGCUGGACCGAGGGGCUCAUCUCGGCGGCCAAGGCCGUCGCUUCUUCGACCAACACGCUGAUUGAGACGGCAGACGGCGUCAUCAGCAACAGGAACAGUCCAGAGCAGCUCAUUGUUGCUUCCAACGACGUUGCGGCAUCGACGGCACAGCUCGUGGCCGCGUCCAGGGUCAAGGCAGGUUUCAUGUCCAAGAGCCAGGAGGGCCUUGAGACUGCGAGCAAGGCCGUUGGUGCGGCCUGCCGAGCUUUGGUCAGGCAGGUCCAGGCGCUCAUUAAGGAGCGGGAGGGCGAAGACGAAAAGGUCGACUAUUCGAAGCUGGGAUCACACGAGUUCAAGGUCCGGGAAAUGGAGCAGCAGGUCGAGAUUUUACAACUGGAGAAUGCUCUCAGCGCAGCGAGGUCAAGGCUGGGCGAGAUGAGGAAGAUUUCGUACCAGGAGGACUAA